AUGGCUGCGCAGGGCUCCCCCGAACCGCCGCCGGCCCUGUUCGUGCGUGCCAUGUACGACUAUGACGCCGACGAUCACACCAGUCUCAGCUUUAGACGAGGCGACGUAAUUCAGGUGUUGAACCAACUCGAAACUGGCUGGUGGGACGGAGUGAUCAAUAACAGUGUGAGAGGCUGGUUUCCGAGCAACUAUUGUACCGUGAUCACCGACCUUAGCGAGAUCGAGGAGGAGCAGGUUUCACAAGGUCGCGACGAAGAGGACGAUGCUAUUGUGGAUUCAGGAGCUGGGGAGGACUACGGAGAGGAACAAGAGGCCGAUGAAGUGGAAUCGAGACGCAACUCGCGCGAUUCGCAGCCGAUCUUGCCGAUCGAGGGCGCAACAGCGCCCAAGGAACAGGAAGAGGCCGCGUUCUGGAUCCCGCAAGCCACUCCAGACGGCCGCUUGUUCUACUUCAACACCCUCACUGGCUAUAGCACGAUGGAAUUGCCAUUCGAGAACCCAACGGUCAACGAGACCGGCCCCUACGAUAGAAAUACCGUCAUAGUGCCUGAUCAGACUCGGCCUCCCCCGGAACUAAUGGCUCGCGGGUUCGAACGCGAUGAGGACGACUACGAUGGUUCGGCAUCCGAAGCGGAGGGUGAGUCUCUGAUGUUGACUUCUCGUGAUUCAAUGUCUCGAAGGCGCCAGUCAUAUCUCGAUGGAGUCUCGCCCGCAACAUCCAUGGACUCUUUGCACCCGCCGUCCGCUACGAAAUCCAUCAGUGAUGAUAAGCUUUCAUAUCAAGCGAUGCGGUGCGCGCAAAACUUCUACGGAGGCGCCCCGCCAAGUAGCAACAAUUCCAUUUCCGAUAAUAUCCACCGUCCUUCGGUCUCUUCGGAAGUCCCCUCGCAUUUCGUUGAUGACGGUGCUUCGACUGUCCUGACCUGGCCCUUGCUUGUUGAAAACAUGCGACAGGCAGUGGAAACCUACCGGCAGACGCUGUUGAAUGGCGACCGAUCGGAGUAUGUGCGAAAGGCAGAAGACAUCUCUGACCAUCUUCGUAUGUUGCUGGCAGCUGGCUCGGACACGACCGACAAUCAUUCUGGCAAUCCGUCGAUCAUAUCCACCAACAAAACUCUCUAUCCCCAUUUCCGAGAUAUGAUGUCCAAAUUCUCCAAGUUGGUGCUCUCGUCGCACAUUGCGGCAGCGGAUUGGCCAGGUCCAGAUUCUGUCAACAAGUGCCUGCAGGAGGCGGAUGGCGUGAUGCAAGGAGUUUAUGGAUUUGCCGAAGUUGCAAGGCAGCAGCGCGGUGAUUCCAUAAAUCGCAUCGUGCCAGGCUUCGUGGGUGGGAGUCAUUCGGGUGGCUACUGGCAGAACAACGGUGUCCUUCUUAGUGAGCCGAGCCCGACUUCAUUCUUGGAUCAGGACGGAAGCGACCUGCGAGCAGAGCCGUCCGUGCCCCUUGACGCGGCCCUGCUAGACAAAAUUGAUAUCCUCAGGAGAAACUUUGUUGGCAGCAUCCGUCGCCUGGAAGAACGUUUGACACUUAAUCAGAAGAAGAUUGUGACCAUUGUGGAACACGAGAAUAUUGGCAAUCUGGUUUCGGCUGCUGCUAUCAAGGUUGUUGACCAGUACCGCCCGUGGAUUUCCGCUGUCGAAUCGAUCAACUUGGCGCCUCUCGGAACCGGCUUUCAGAACCCCCAACUCGUCGACUUCAGUUUGCAGAAGCAAAGGGUUUACGAUGCAAUUGCCGAUUUCGUUGUAAGCUGCCAAGCAGUCACAGCACCCCUCGGAGAUGAGUGGGCUGAACUACGCGGCGAUUCCUUGGAAGAUCGGUUGAAUGCGGUUCGCAGCGUCGCGAGGCAGCUAGAGAACUUCGUUUCACAAAUCGGAUUUUCGCUAUCACUCCUUCUCGAACAGGUUCCUGAGCCCACAUCAGUCUUCCGCAGCGAGAGUCGCUUAGGCGGAGAUGGUGAAAAAUCGAAAGGCAUCCAUAGUCGCGCAGCGUCUCAAACCAGGAUAGCGACGGAAUCCAUCGGUAUCCCGUCCUCCUACUCCAUUGAAAACUCGACUGAGAAGGUACGACGCAACAUGGACAAGGCGCAGAGAUUCUUUGGGCAAGCGCCACCAGCUGCGAUUCCACGAGAAUCCGUACGUGAGCCAGUUCGCGAGCCAGAAGAGACACCUUGGUUCUUGAAGAUGGAUCAUGAAGGCGAGGUAUUCUUCGAUACGAAGAAUGACAACCCCACCCUCAAAUGUGGCACUCUAGCAGGUCUCGUGGAACAAUUGACGCGCCAUGACAAGCUUGACGCUUCCUUCAACAAUACUUUCCUUCUCACCUACCGUUCUUUUACUACAGCCAAAGAGCUCUUUGAGCUGAUUACCCAAAGGUUCAACAUCCAGCCCCCAUUCGGCCUGAACCCAGACGAGAUGCAGAUGUGGGUCGAUCGGAAACAGAAGCCCAUCCGCUUCCGCGUUGUCAACAUCUUGAAGAGUUGGUUCGAGAAUUUCUGGAUGGAACCCAAUGAUGCGGCGCAUAUGGCUUUACUGGAGCAUGUUCACUCGUUUACCAAGGACUCGAUUGCAACCACUAAGACGCCAGGGUCACCACAGCUCCUGGCAGUGAUUGAGCAAAGACUCAAGGGUCAAGACACGACUGUCAAGCGCUUGGUUCCCACACAGGCAACCGCAGCCCCGACACCAAUAAUACCUAAGAACAUGAAGAAGAUGAAGUUCCUGGACAUCGAUCCGACUGAGUUUGCUCGACAGCUCACUAUCAUUGAAUCACGUCUUUAUUCGAAAAUUCGGCCUACGGAAUGUUUGAAUAAGACCUGGCAGAAGAAGGUGGGGCCAGAAGAGGCCGAACCGGCUGCUAAUGUCAAAGCCCUCAUUCUCCAUUCCAACCAGUUAACGAACUGGGUCGCUGAAAUGAUCCUUACUCACUCCGAUGUCAAGAAACGGGUGGUUGUGAUUAAGCACUUCGUCAAUAUCGCGGAUAAAUGUCGCGCCCUCAACAAUUACUCCACCUUGACUUCCAUCAUCUCCGCUUUAGGAACGGCGCCGAUUCAUCGUCUAGGACGCACAUGGUCUCAAGUUAGCGGACGCACAUCUACGGUACUAGAGCAAAUGCGUCGCCUCAUGGCGAGCACAAAGAAUUUCGGCGAAUACCGGGAGACCUUGCAUCUGGCUAACCCACCUUGCAUUCCAUUCUUUGGGGUCUAUCUCACCGACCUGACAUUCAUUGAAGAUGGUAUCCCAUCAUUGACACCAUCGGAGCUGAUCAAUUUCAACAAGCGCGCGAAAACGGCAGAAGUGAUUCGUGAUAUCCAACAAUAUCAAAACGUCCCGUACCUUCUACAACCGGUUCCCGAGUUGCAAGAUUACAUCCUUAGUAACCUGCAAGCGGCAGGCGACGUGCAUAAUAUGUACGACCGAAGUCUGGAGGUGGAGCCAAGAGAGAGGGAAGACGAGAAGAUCGCGAGACUCCUGUCUGAAUCGGGCUUCCUGUAA
Messenger RNA from Aspergillus saccharolyticus JOP 1030-1, 3489 nucleotides. RefSeq names its product putative cell division control protein Cdc25. Lineage: Eukaryota; Fungi; Ascomycota; Eurotiomycetes; Eurotiales; Aspergillaceae. The record is from RefSeq and is a predicted model, not a curated record. Bases 1 to 3489 code for a protein of 1162 amino acids. The transcript is spliced from 5 exons. Gene Ontology annotation, cellular component: plasma membrane. Gene Ontology annotation, molecular function: protein binding; guanyl-nucleotide exchange factor activity. Gene Ontology annotation, biological process: Ras protein signal transduction; positive regulation of GTPase activity.